Fusarium subglutinans is the source of this 846-nucleotide messenger RNA. RefSeq lists its product as uncharacterized. The record is from RefSeq and is a predicted model, not a curated record. Bases 1 to 846 code for a protein of 281 amino acids. The transcript has 2 exons. Lineage: Eukaryota; Fungi; Ascomycota; Sordariomycetes; Hypocreales; Nectriaceae.
AUGGCUGCCAACGAGAUUUCCGAUCAACGCUUUGAGGAGAUUAUACAGGUUGUUGGUCGGCCUUCAGAUCGAUCUCCGGGCAACUAUAAUGAGAGGCUAGACAAAGAAACCAGCAAGGACAACAGCCUGAUUCCCUUCUUGAAAAGGGCAUCGGAUAUAGAUAUCGAAGCCCCGCUCCAGUCACCAACAGAAUGGCUUCAGAAGCUUGCUGCAGCAAAUUUCGCAGAUCCUGAAGAUAUCAACAACCUGAGUUAUGCCUUGACUUCAGAUAACGUGGAUGACUUCGAUCUAAUCGCUGCCAGCGAAUUUACCUUUACUGUCUCAGCAUUUCCUGGAGCUUUGAGCUUACACCCUAAGCCAACCAAAAAGCCCAUCGCUCACUCAGUCCUGGUAUCUCUCAGCAUUGAGCUCGCGUCUCAUAUCACUCCUCGCCUAGAGCACAGCCAAUCCCAACCCCUACCUUCUCUGGUGUUGCCCAUCGGACAACUGCAAAAGAAAUACAUCAACACGAGCGGCAUUCCUAAUUUGAUCGAUACGGAUUACAUCCUCGUUGUUGAUGCUGCUGAGACUUCACAUGCAGUUUGGCUAAUCUACGAUCGAUACCAACGAUAUGACUAUGAGUUCAAGGGUGUCACUGACCCGAAGAGAACUCCUUUGGUCUUUACGGGGUCAGAAAAGAACUUCGAUGCUGCUCAAAUUUUCCCAAGCAUUAAAGAUUGGAUCGAAGCAUAUGGGAAGGUCAGUGAGGCCGAAUUUCUGGAUUCGCUCAAGAAGACAGGGAUGGUAGGAGAAGUCAGGGUCAUGAACGCAACUGCGAAGGAUCUCACUGCUCUGGAGAACAAAUAG